AUGAAUUUCACAUCAGGUGAUGAUUCUCUAAAAGAGGAAAUACUUGAUAAAUUAAAAGAUGAUGUAUUGUCACCUAUUUGCAAAGAAUUGAAUACUAUAUGGGCAGAAUUGUGGGAUCAAUCUGAAUGUGAAAAAAGGAAGAAUAUUUUAGCCAGUGAGUGCCAAAAAGAAAUUCAAGAAUUUCUACAAGAAAUUUUAAAUAAUGAAAGGAAAGUUCGAGAUGAUUACAUUACUCGCAUUGAAGACCUUUUAAAUGAAAUGAAUGAUUUGCAGAAAACUCUUGAAAUAAUAAUUCCAUAUGAAGAUGUCGAAUCUCUACCACUGCAUGUUAUGGCAGCUUGUUUGAACAAAAAGGCAGAAAAAUACAGAAUUUUAAGAAAUGAGUUAAUUCAUCAAUUGAAUGAACUUUCCGAGAAAGAAGCAUCAUUGUGCGAAAAAUUAGGAAUGGUAAAAUGUGCAAUCGACUCUUCUGAAAUGUCCACUAAAACUAAAAUAAAAACUUUAGAGAGUCACAUAGCUGUUUUAGAACAGGAAAAAAUUAGCAGAACUGUUACUUUCUUAGAACAAAGACAAAUUAUUAUAAACUUGUAUGAGGAAAUGGGAAUAAAACCAUUGCUUAAUUUUGAAAAAGAAUUACUUAAAGAUGAAGCAAUUGAAAGUUUUCCUUUAACAACUGAGAAUCUUGAUAAACUUAAUGAAUUGAAAGAAAAAUUAGAAGAGCAGUUAAAAAAUUGCAAAGAGAAAAUAAUGGAGAUGAAAGAAAAAUUAAGCCUUUUAUGGAAUUAUUUGGGAGAAAGCGAAGAAUACAAAAACAAUUUCAUUUCAGAGAAUACUGGUUACACUGUUGAUGUGAUUAAUGCUUUUCAAGCAGAAGUUUCAAGAUGCGAAAUUAUAAAAAAAGAAAAUAUAUCAAAAAUUGUAGAAAAAAUUCGGGAAGUUCUUGUGGAAGAAUGGGACAGAUGUUUGAUAUCGAAAGAUGAAAGAGAAAAAUUUCGUCCCUUUAAUAUAAAUUGUUUCACAGAAGAUUUGUGCGAUUUGCACGAACUUGAAAUAAAACGCCUGAAAAAAUUUUACAAUGAUAAUGAACAAAUAUUUAUUUUAAUUCAAAAGCAUGAGAAAUUAUUUAAUAAAUUGCUCGAACUUGAAAAUUGUUCAAAAAAUGCUAAUCGUUAUCACAAUCGAGGAGGUCAACUUCUUCAAGAAGAAAAAGAAAGAAAAUUAAUAACUAAAGAGUUACCAGUUGUUGAAGAAAAACUGAGGAGUUUGCUUAGAAAGUACGAAGAGGAUCAUGGUGAGCCAUUCACUUCAUUUGGUGUACCCGUUGAAGUGAUAUUAGAUGAACAAUGGAAUGUUCAUUUUGAUCAGAAAACAAUAGAAAAAUUAUCCCGAAAAAAAAUUGAUAAAAAAAGGAAAACUCCAUUGGGUAAAAGAGUUUGCACGACUCCUUACACUCCACUAUCAGCAAAUAAAGUAUCCAGGCUUAAUUCAGAAAAAAUAACAUCUGCUAGCAAGGCUACUGCUACUGCUACCAGUACUACUACUCCAUGCACAGCUAAAAGUGUGACAAUUCGUAAAAAGAAAGGAAACGAAAAAGAUGAUGUAAACGCGACUCUGAUAUUGGAACCUACUACGGCCAUUAACGAAAGAACUCCGGGAAUACUUCGGGAGCGUAACACUUCGAAUAAAGUCGGUCCUGUAACUCCAUUGAAAACUACUCCAGCUAAAAUAUCCCCACCCAUGUGGUCUCCAUCGGUUGUGAAAUCUCCAAAAACGGUUCCAAAACAAAAAUCACAAUGCAGCUAA
Pediculus humanus corporis (human body louse) is the source of this 1803-nucleotide messenger RNA. RefSeq names its product paramyosin, putative. Gene Ontology annotation, molecular function: microtubule binding. Gene Ontology annotation, biological process: microtubule cytoskeleton organization; mitotic spindle midzone assembly. The transcript has 3 exons. NCBI's taxonomy places the organism in Eukaryota, Metazoa, Arthropoda, Insecta, Psocodea, Pediculidae. Bases 1 to 1803 code for a protein of 600 amino acids. The record is from RefSeq and is a predicted model, not a curated record. Gene Ontology annotation, cellular component: spindle; mitotic spindle midzone; cytoplasm.